UCUACGCCAAGGGUGCAGACCUGCGUCAGAGUUUAUGCACUUCUGACAAGAAAUGUGUGCCAUUCUGAAUCGGCAGUCAAAGAAAGCUUGAAGGUUCUGUUGUGGCUCCUCUUCAUACUUCCCUGGUCUUUGGGAUUCAGCGCUGACCCCCGCGCCCCCCACCACGAGGGAGACGCCAGUGAGACAAUGUGGUCCAGGCAAGCCUGCGUGUUGGGUUGGUGGACCCUCUUGCUCCAGAUGGCGCAUGGAGUGACAGGUGGGCUUCCCUGCAACCGGAAGUAUUUUGGCCGCGAUUCCAUGGUGUGCGUGUGCAACAGCACGUACUGUGACACCCACGACCCUAUCUCCCUUCCACCUGCCGGUUUCUUCGUCAAGUAUGAAAGCAGUAAGAGCGGAAAGCGGCUGGCACAGAGCCAAGGGACGUUUCAGGACAGGACGUUCAUGCCAGAUAUCGUCCUGGUUCUGGAGCCGACGGAGCGGUAUCAGAUAGUGAAGGGGUUUGGCGGUUCGGUCACCGAUGCAGCCUCCAUAAAUAUCCUCUCCCUAACGCCGGAUACCCAGAACAAUUUGCUCCGUUCCUACUUCUCAGAGGAUGGGAUCGAGUACAACGUGAUACGUAUCCCCAUGGCGAGCUGCGACUUCUCCAUGCGUCUGUACACGUACGCUGACUGGCCAAAUGACUACGCGUUGAAACACUUCAGCUUGGUCGAGGAGGACGUCAAGAUGAAAAUCCCUAUCGUUCAUCGUGCCAAGGCCAUGUCUAAGAAACCGAUCUCCUUGUUCGCCAGCCCAUGGACUGCUCCAAUCUGGAUGAAAACCAACAACGACUGGAAGGGGAAGGGGUCUCUGAAGGGGGAUGCAGGCAACAGAAUUCACAAGACAUGGGCCAACUAUUUUAUCAGGUUUCUUGAUGAGUACGCCAAGCGCAAUCUGACCUUCUGGGCGUUAACAGCUGAGAAUGAACCCACGGCUGGAUUGAUGGCCAAUUAUCCCUUCCAGUGCUUGGGGUUCACACCUGAGCAGCAGCGGGACUUCAUUGCGCUGGAUCUGGGCCCCGCCCUGGUGAACAGCUCUCACAAGGAUGUCCGCCUCAUCAUCCUGGAUGACAAUCGAGUGCAUCUGCCUCAUUGGGCGAAAGUGGUACUGAGCGAGGAUAGCCAGGCUGGCCGCUACAUCCAUGGCAUUGGCGUUCACUGGUACCUGGAUUUCAUUGCUCCCAUCGACGACACAGUGGGGAUCACCCACCAGCUGUUCCCCGAUUACUUCCUGCUCUCCACCGAGAACUGUGCCGGCGCACAGUUCUGGGAGAGGGAUGUGAUCCUCGGAGACUGGGACCGGGGGAAUCGAUACAGCCGGAGCAUCCUGGCGAACCUUAAUCACAACGUCAUAGGCUGGAUGGACUGGAACCUGGCCCUGGAUUUGGAAGGGGGCCCCAACUGGGUCAAGAACUACGCGGACAGCCCGAUCAUUGUGGACGUGGCCAGUGACACUUUCUACAAGCAGCCCAUGUUCUACCACAUGGCACACUUUAGAAGCAAGAGCUCCUCUGUUCUGCAUUUCCUUGGAGCAGCAGAAGUGCGAGUCACGGACACAUCUGUCUUCUGUCGCUUCAUGUACCAGGCCAAGCUACCCUCAGGUGAAUUCACCGAAACAAAAUGA
Molecule: messenger RNA, 1659 nt
Organism: Gekko japonicus
Lineage: Eukaryota; Metazoa; Chordata; Lepidosauria; Squamata; Gekkonidae
Product: glucosylceramidase-like
Exons: 10
Coding region: 187-1659 (490 amino acids)
Biological process (GO): glucosylceramide catabolic process
Molecular function (GO): glucosylceramidase activity
Source: RefSeq, a predicted model, not a curated record